Rhododendron vialii is the source of this 1545-nucleotide messenger RNA. RefSeq names its product protein FAR1-RELATED SEQUENCE 5-like. The coding region runs from base 1 to 1545 and encodes 514 amino acids. NCBI's taxonomy places the organism in Eukaryota, Viridiplantae, Streptophyta, Magnoliopsida, Ericales, Ericaceae. The transcript has 2 exons. Gene Ontology annotation, molecular function: zinc ion binding. Gene Ontology annotation, biological process: regulation of DNA-templated transcription. The record is from RefSeq and is a predicted model, not a curated record.
AUGAGUAGAGCAGCUUGUAAAGAGUUUGGGGAUGUUGUGACGUUUGACACAACAUACUUGGUAAAUAAGUAUGACAUGCCUUUUGCUCCAUUUGUAGGUGUUAAUCAUCAUGGUCAGUCGAUAUUAUUGGGAUGUGGACUCAUCUCUCAUGUAGACACAAAGUCAUUCUCCUGGUUAUUUAGGACUUGGAUGACAUGCAUGUGGGGUUGUACUCCCAAAGCAACUAUUACCGAUCAAUGUAUGGCCAUGAAGAAUGCUAUAGAAGAAGUAUUCCCUCACACUCGACACCGGUGGUGCAUAUGGCAUAUUUUGAAAAAGGUGCCAGAAAAAUUGGGAAACUGCGAGGAGCGUAAAUCAAUUUCACCUUCUUUGCACAAUGUAGUUUAUGAUUCACUGACAAUAGAGAAAUUUGAGGUUGCUUGGGACAUGUUCAUCAAAAAGUACGCACUUCAAAAUAAUGAAUGGUUACAUGGGUUGUAUUUAGAGAGGAAUCGAUGGGUGCCGGCUUUUGUGAAGGAUGUGUUUUGGGCGGGAAUGUCAUCCACACAAAGAAGUGAGAGUAUGAAUUCAUAUUUUGAUGGUUACAUCAACUCGAAGACGACUUUGAAACAAUUUGUAGAGCAAUAUGAGAAUGCAUUGGCUAAAAAUGUGGAAAAUGAAAACUAUGAAGAUAUGAAAGAUUUGCACUCUUACAUCCCGUGCAUAACUGCAGCUCAGUUGGAGAAACAAUUCCAAAGUGCUUAUACGCGUGCAAAGUUUAAAGAGUUUAAAGACGAAAUUGUGGGAAAACUUAAUUGUUCUUUGUAUGAAAGAAAAGUAGGUGAUGUUUGGUCAGAAUAUGAGAUAGAAGAAGACAUCAAAUUUGGAGAAGGGGAAGAGGAAAGGACAAAACAUGUGUCAUUUAAGGUUGAGUUUAAUGGUGAGACCAAUGAAGCAAAUUGUAAUUGUCGAUUAUUUGAGUUUAGAGGAAUGGUGUGUCGACAUCAACUUAUGGUGUUCCAUGAAAGGAGAGUUCAAAGAAUACCUGAGAAGUAUGUCUUGAGAAGAUGGAGCAAAAAUCUGAAAAGGGCUCACACUAAAGUUCGAAUCAACUACGAUAACUCGUCCUCGACAAUUGAAGCAUGUCGGCAUGACAACAUGUGCAAUCUCUUUAACGAGGUUGCCAAUUUGGCGGAAGAUUCUCAAGAGAAGUAUGAAAAGGUCAUGGGACGGCUACAGGAGCUAAAAGGAGAGCUGCUUGAAUCUUCGAUUGUUUGUGAAAGUAAUAUGGUUUCUGAUACUCCAAAUGAUUCCUUUUCAUUUGAAGAUAUAGUUCUACCUUCCAAAGAGAACAUGACCAUCCUAGACCCGAAAUCUGUUCGUCGAAAAGGGAGACCUCCAUCAAAAAGAAAGCAAGGUGGUGUUGAAAAAAUUUGUAAGAAGAAAAGAGAACAAAAAAAUAAGACAUUGUCUAACGAAAAAGCGAAGGUCCAGGAGAAUGCAGUAAGCAAUGAAUUUGGGACACAAGAAAGUGUUGUAAAUGUAAAUGUAAGAAACUUUUUUUAA